Messenger RNA from Diabrotica balteata, 642 nucleotides. The record is from the annotation of a GenBank genome assembly. NCBI's taxonomy places the organism in Eukaryota, Metazoa, Arthropoda, Insecta, Coleoptera, Chrysomelidae.
AUGGGUAGAAGACAGAAUAAAUAUCAACAAGAUGUGUCUGAAGAUCUACCGGAAAGAGGACCUGUGGAGAGUCUGAUCUACUGGCGUGAUCCCAAGAAAUCUGGUCCGGUCUUCGGAGGAGUUCUCGUAGUUCUACUCGCUCUUACAUAUUUCUCUCUAAUCAGUGUGGUAGCGUACGUUUCACUCAUCGCCCUCGCCGUUACUUUAGCUUUUAGGGUUUACAAAAGUAUUGUACAGGCUGUUCAAAAGACUGGUGAUGGACAUCCAUUCAAAGAAUAUCUUGAACUCGAUAUAUCGCUACCACAAGAAAAAGUAAAACAGAUCACAGAAGUGGCCAUUGCACAUAUCAAUGCCGCCAUCGUGGAACUUCGAAGAUUAUUUUUGGUCGAAGAUUUGGUAGAUUCCAUCAAAUUCGCAGUUUUAUUAUGGACCCUUACUUAUGUGGGAGCGUGGUUCAAUGGCAUGACUCUAAUUAUUCUUGCUUGGGUCGCCCUCUUCACUCUUCCAAAAGUUUACGAAGUAAAUAAGACUCAAAUCGAUGCUAAUUUGGAGAUUGUUAGGACAAAAUUGGCUGAAAUUACUUCAAAGAUAAAGACAGCAAUACCAAUGGGCAAGAAAGCCGAAGAAAAGAAGGAACAAUAG